Molecule: messenger RNA, 1452 nt
Organism: Pseudocercospora fijiensis CIRAD86
Lineage: Eukaryota; Fungi; Ascomycota; Dothideomycetes; Mycosphaerellales; Mycosphaerellaceae
Product: beclin 1
Exons: 1
Coding region: 1-1452 (483 amino acids)
Biological process (GO): late endosome to vacuole transport; autophagosome assembly; cellular response to nitrogen starvation
Cellular component (GO): phosphatidylinositol 3-kinase complex, class III, type I; phagophore assembly site; phosphatidylinositol 3-kinase complex, class III, type II
Source: RefSeq, a predicted model, not a curated record
AUGGCGACUCUCCAGUGCCAGAAGUGCAAGACUCCUCUCAAAAUCGACGCAUCGCUGCAGCACCUCAACCCGGCUUCGUUCAAGAUUCUGGCCGAUGCAGCGCCUGUGCUGGAGCCAAAAGCGCCCGAAGCGCCGCGAUCAGCAGCAGCCAAAGAACGCAGGCAGAUCUACGAUGAUGUCUCGAAGCAGGCUGGACCGCCUGUGCACAAGCGGAGCGUGUCUGCCAGUCAACGCCCUGGUCUGCAUCCAGACAUGUCCUACAUCAUGCUUUCCGAGCCGCAGCUGGCGUCGGGAGAAGAGCAUGUCACCGCGCCACCAAAGAAGAAGCCCUCGAAGAAGCCGGACACAGCUGCUGUCGCAGAUGGCCAAACGACGCUUUCCCAGGAAAUGGAGACGACCAUGCGCGUGUUCGAGAUCUUGUCGGCUCGAUCCGACAUCGACCACCCAGUGUGCUCCGAGUGUACAGAGCUUCUUCUCGAAGGCCUCCAGAAACGCCAGGCCAGCGUCAGCCGUGAACGUGAUGCUUACGUGGACUUUCUGAAAAAAGCCCAGCAAGACAUGCCCACCGAGGAAGAGAAGGCAAAGACGAAACGUGACCUGGAAGAUGCUCAGAGACGGGAGAAACAGGCGUUGGAAGAGCUCGAGGCUCUGGAAGCUGAAAAGGCACGGAUGGAGGAUGAGCUUGCGGCUCUUGACGCUGAGGCAGAGGCUUUGGAUGAGGAGGAAGAGCAGUUUUGGCGUGACAGGAAUGCCUUUGCCGCCGAACUUGCUUCCUUCCAGGAGGAACGUGAUAGUCUUCAGGUUCAGCUCGCACAUGAUAGUAAAGUGCUUGAAGCUUUGCAGCGCACAAAUGUCUACAACGAUACCUUCUGCAUAGGCCAUGACGGCACUUUUGGAACCAUAAAUGGCCUUCGUCUGGGCAGGACCCCGGACCAAUCUGUAGACUGGCCAGAGAUCAAUGCUGCUUGGGGCCAGACCCUUCUCCUGUUGACGGUGGUGAUCGAGAAACUUGGUAUCAAGUUGAAAGGCUUCGAGCUGGUUCCAGUGGGUUCUACUUCAAAAGUUGUCAAGGUCGAGUAUGCACAAACAGCCUCGACGCCGGAUGGGAAGCCAAAGAAGACCGUCUACGAACUGUUCAGUAGCGGCGACCUCCCUCUAGCUUUGAACUUCUUGCAUCGAAACUUCGACAAUGCCAUGGUGGCCUUCCUUGAAUGUCUUAGGCAAGUGGGCGAGCAUGUCGAGCGUACGACACCGAAGCCCGGCACUCCAGGCCUCAAGAUGCCCUACCCGAUUGUCAAGGACAAGAUUGGCGACGUGAGCAUCAAGCUUGGCAGCUUCGGCCAGGAUGAGCAGUGGACAAAGGCCUGCAAGUAUACCUUGACAUGCUGCAAAUUUCUUCUUGCCCAUGCCAGUCACAUGGCCGACUCGGCCGAAACCAGAAACGCUCGAUGA